This is a messenger RNA of Lasiosphaeria miniovina, 13034 nucleotides long. RefSeq lists its product as uncharacterized. Gene Ontology annotation, biological process: ribosomal large subunit assembly; ribosomal large subunit export from nucleus. The record is from RefSeq and is a predicted model, not a curated record. NCBI's taxonomy places the organism in Eukaryota, Fungi, Ascomycota, Sordariomycetes, Sordariales, Lasiosphaeriaceae. Gene Ontology annotation, cellular component: nucleus; preribosome, large subunit precursor. Bases 381 to 13007 code for a protein of 4208 amino acids. The transcript has a single exon. Gene Ontology annotation, molecular function: ATP binding; ATP hydrolysis activity.
GGCCGUUUGCCACUACUACCCACGCCAAGAAGCUGCUCGAGCAGAUAGCAGUCGCCGUCAAACACCGCGAGCCACUGCUGCUGGUCGGCGAGACAGGCAUUGGCAAGACGACGGUGAUCCAGCAGCUGGCCGAGUCGCUUGGCCACCAGCUCAUUGCCGUUAACCUGUCGCAGCAAAGCGAGGCAGGCGAUCUUUUAGGCGGGUUCAAGCCCGUCAGCUCGCAAAGUCUCGCCAUACCCCUGAAGGAAGAGUUUGAGGACCUGUUGGAGAAGACGGGCGUCUCUGCGGAAAAGAACAAGGAGUACCUGGACCGCAUUACCAAAAAGUUCGCAAAGGGGAGGUGGAAGGAGGUGUCCAAGGAGUGGCGAAAGGCCCCCAAGAUGUUUGAAGCCAUCCUCGCAACGCUCGAGAGUAGCCAAGCCCGCAACCAAGAUGCUCAAGGGUCGGACGUCCAGCGCGCCAAACGCCGCAAAACAGGGUCGACCAAGCUGCUUCGUCUGCAGGAACUGAGGCAGCGCUGGGGCACCUUCUCGGAAAGCCUCGACCAGUUUGAUAGGCAAAUCUCGGGCGGUCCGGGAGGCUUUGCGUUUGCCUUUGUCGAAGGCAAGCUCGUCAAGGCCGUGAGGAAUGGAGACUGGGUUCUCCUAGACGAAAUCAACCUUGCCAACCCCGACACGCUGGAGAGCAUCGCCGGUCUCUUCCACCCCUCUCCCUCUCUUCUCCUCUCGGAGACGGGAGAGAUUGAGAGCAUUCAGGCCCACCCUAAUUUCCGCGUCAUCGGUGCCAUGAACCCGGCUACCGACGUUGGCAAACGGGACCUGCCGCUCGGCCUGAGAUCUAGAUUUACCGAAAUUUAUGUCGGAAGCCCAGACCGGGACAAGAAAGACCUCCUCACCAUUAUCAAGACAUAUCUUAAAGGCAAUAACAGCGGGAUUGACCGGCUGUCAGACGACAUUGCCGACCUGUAUCUCGAGAUCAAGGGACGGGCCGAGCUGAAGACUCUGGUGGACCAGGCGAACGAGGUUCCGCACUUUAGCCUCCGUACGCUUACUCGCGUCUUGACAUAUGCCAACGACGUCUCUCCUUUCUAUGGCCUCGAGCGGGCUAUAUACGAAGGCUUCUGCAUGGGGUUUACGACGCUGCUCAGCGAGGAGUCGGAGCGGACUGUGAUUCCCCUGAUACAACAACACCUGCUAAAGAGGCCCAACAUCCUGUCUGUGCCGCCCAAAAAACCUAUCGACGGGAGGCACUACGUCUCCUUUAAGAACACAGCCAAGGACCACCAGUACUGGCUCUUGCAAGGUAACGAAAUGCCCAUGGAGCGAGGCGACUACAUUAUUACGCCCUACGUCGAGAGGAAUCUCCUGAACUUGGUCAGGGCCACGUCGACGCGCAGAUACCCAAUUUUAAUACAGGGGCCGACGUCGUCUGGAAAGACGAGCAUGAUCGAAUAUCUGGCAAAUUUCACCGGGAACAAGUUUGUGCGAAUCAACAACCACGAGCACACGGACCUCCAGGAGUAUCUGGGCACCUAUGUGUCCGAUUCGGAGGGGAAGCUCAGAUUCCAGGAGGGCCUGCUGGUCCAAGCCAUGAGAGAAGGAUCGUGGAUCGUGCUAGACGAGCUCAACCUGGCGCCCACCGACGUCUUGGAAGCCCUCAACCGCCUGCUAGACGACAAUCGAGAGCUUCUGAUCCCCGAGACGCAGGAGAUUGUGCGGCCUGCCGAGAACUUUUGCCUUUUUGCUACCCAGAAUCCCCCGGGCCUCUACGGAGGCAGAAAGGUGCUGUCUCGAGCCUUCCGUAACAGAUUCCUGGAGCUGCACUUUGACGACAUUCCCGAGAACGAAUUGGAGACAAUUCUACAGAAGAGAAGCCGCAACACGGCGCCGUCGGACUGCCGCCGCAUUGUGGCCGUCUACAAGCAGCUUACCCGCCUCCGACAGGAGAGCCGCGUCUUUGAGCAAAAGAACAGCUUUGCCACCCUGAGAGAUCUCUUUCGCUGGACUCUGCGAGAGGCGGAUACCCGGCAAGACAUUGCAGAGAAUGGCUUCAUGCUGCUCGCCGAGCGCGUGCGCAAGCAAGAAGAGCGCGCAGAGGUGAAACACGUAAUCGAGGAAGUCUUCAAGGUCACCAUCAACCCCGACCGCCUGUACGACCGGGACCUGGCCCCAGAGUUUCGCAACAUGCAUGGAGACACAAACAGCCAAGGCGUCAUCUGGACAAAGGCGAUGCGGCGUCUCUACGUCCUCGUCAAGCGGGCUAUUCAGAACAACGAGCCCGUGCUGCUUGUCGGCGAGACGGGCUGCGGUAAAACGACGGUUUGCCAGCUGCUCUCCGAGUUUGACAAGAAACUGCUGCACAUCGUCAAUGCUCACCAGAACACGGAAACUGGAGACCUCAUAGGCUCUCAGAGACCGGUGAGAAACCGUGGUGCCAUCGUCGAGUCGCUUCUACGAGACCUGCAGGAGGCUGCCGGCCUUGUAGGAAAGGAUGCCGGCUCGUCUCUCGACGACCUGCAGGCUUGGUAUCGCUCACUUUCCCGCGAUGAUCUUUCCAAGCUACCAGAGCCGUUAAAGGCGAGAAUUCAGUCUAGAAGCUCUAAGAGCAAGGCGUUGUUUGAGUGGAGCGAUGGCAGUCUCGUCCAUGCCAUGAAGGAAGGGAACUACUUCUUGCUAGACGAGAUCUCCCUGGCCGAAGACUCGGUGCUGGAGAGGCUGAACUCGGUCCUCGAGCCACACCGUAGUCUCCUACUUGCCGAAAAGGGAGUGGACGAUUCCUUCAUCGAGGCCGUCGAGGGCUUCCAGUUCUUCGCUACCAUGAACCCGGGUGGCGACUUUGGCAAGAAGGAGCUCUCGCCCGCACUGCGCAAUCGGUUCACCGAGGUCUGGGUCCCGCCCCUCUCGGAGGAGGAGGACGUCCACGACAUUGUCAUCUCCAAGCUGGAUGGCCGGUUCAAGGCCAAUGGCAAAAAGGGAGCAAAGUCUGUGUCCAAGAUCAUUGUCGAGUUCUCAUCGUGGUUUGGCAAGACAUUCAGGCCGUCGUCCACCACGGCCUUUUCCGUCCGAGACAUCCUCGCCUGGGUCCAGUUUAUGAACGCGUGUCACUUCCCGGCAGAGGUCGCUCUCCUCCACGGCGCUGCCAUGGUGUUCAUCGACACCAUUGGCGCGAACCCGUCGGCGCUGGUCGCCGUCGACCCCAGAGCCAUGGAAUCGCAGAAGCUGACCUGUCUCGAGAAGCUCAGCGCCCUGAGCAGCUACGAUCUGCUGCCACUGUACUUGCAGGAACCGCAGGUGACCAUGGAAGAAAAGCUCCUCUUGAUCGGCAACUUCAGCAUCGACAGGUCCCUGACUCGGAACAUAGACGCCGGAGACGAGUUUGGCGUGCCGACCACCAAGAUGAAUGCCAUGCGGGUCGUCAGGGCCCUCCAGGGCACAAAGCCGAUUCUUCUCGAGGGAAAUCCAGGAGUCGGCAAGACAACGCUCAUUACAGCCCUGGCACGGGCCUGCGGGAGGCCACUGACUAGAAUCAACCUCUCGGACCAGACGGACUUGAUGGAUCUAUUCGGCACAGACGUCCCGGUUGAGGGCGCCGAGGCAGGCAAUUUCGUGUGGCAGAAUGCUCCUUUUCUGGAAGCCAUGCAAAACGGAUCCUGGGUGUUGCUUGAUGAGAUGAAUCUGGCGUCUCAGACGGUGCUCGAAGGCCUGAACGCAUGCCUCGACCACCGUGGAGAGGUCUACAUUGCAGAACUCGACCAGGUGUUCAAGCGGCAUCCCGACUUCAGGCUGUUCGCCGCCCAAAACCCGCACCACCAGGGCGGCGGCCGCAAGGGCCUUCCCAGCUCCUUUGUGAACCGCUUCAUCGUCGUCUACUCGGACGUGUUUACUAAGCAAGAUCUGCUUCACAUCACGGCUAAGAAGUUCCACAACCUCGGCGAGCAGACUCGGCACCAACUGAUUGAGUUUAUCUCGAAGCUGGACGAUGCCGUCGUCACGGACAGGGCAUUUGGCUCGCAGGGGUCGCCGUGGGAGUUCAACCUGCGAGACAUUCUCCGGUGGGGGGGUUUGUUGACGUCGCAACAUGCCCUCCUGGGAGGCAGAAAGCCAGACGACUACCUGGACGUCAUCAUCCGCCAGCGCUUCAGGUCGGAUCGCGACAGGCUCGAGGUCGACAGGCUCUUUUCCAGCGUCUUCCAACGGACCCCCGAAAGCCACAGCCUCUACCACGACAUCAACCCCCACUUUGCUCAGGUCGGGCUCGCCACGCUGCAACGGAACCCGCUGUCUCAGCUGACACCCUUUCCCUGCAUCGACCCGGUGCCCAAACUGAAGGAGAUCGAGUCUAUCUUGAUCGCCAUCGAGCAGGACCUGCCGUGCAUCCUUGUUGGUCCGUCGGGAAGCGGUAAGUCGGCCCUCCUGGCCCACGUCGCUGCCCUGGCUGGAAAGGCCCUGGUCAUCUUCCCUCUCAAUUCCGACGUCGACACGAUGGAUCUCAUCGGAGGCUUCGAGCAGGCAGACCCCCACAGGGAGCUUCGGACGUGUCUAGCCAAGCUGGGCCGCGCCCUUCAAGACCAUAUUCUACGCGUCGUCCCGAGCCCCGUGUCUGGCUCGUUGGUUGACCUGCUGAGUCUGCUAAACUCUGCCACGGAAGAUGAGCAACGAUUUGAUAGCAUCCUGUCCAUGGUUGAGGAUCUGGAGAACGACACGUCCCUGGCCGACGAGCUCGCCGCUCUGCUCGCCGAGGCAUCUCAACUGCUACGCAGCGACUUGACCAUGGAGAAGCCGCGUUUCGAGUGGCUUGACGGUGUCAUUGUCCGGGCCGUCGAGACGGGCGCCUGGCUGGUUCUCGAUAACGCCAAUCUCUGCAGCGCCUCGGUGCUUGACAGGCUCAACUCCCUCCUCGAACGUCCAAACGGCACUCUGAGCAUCAACGAGCACAGCAGCCCGGGCGGCGAGCCGAGAGUGGUCACGCUGCACCCUGACUUCAGAAUCUUCCUUACCGUCGAUCCGCGCUAUGGCGAGCUCUCCCGGGCCAUGCGGAAUCGUUCGAUCGAGAUCUACCUCGACGGGACGCCCCCGACCACGGCCAGCGCUGACCACAUUGCCACUGUCGGUGGCAGCUUGCAAAGGUUCCACAGAGCAACCAAGUUGCUGGACAAUUCACCACACGAGGAGCUGCUUGCCCCCCUGGCCUUUGACCUUGUCUCUCUUGGGGAUACAAAGGUGCUGGAUUCGUUUGCGUCUUCGUCCUUGGUACAGUCGUCGGCUGCCAGCCAGAAACUGGGCCAAAACAAGUCGUACGUGGACUCGGACGACGCGGCUCCUCUGAGGAAAGCCGUCUCGGAUCUCUAUGGCUUGUCCCCAGACAGGAUGCUGAUGCCGCUGCAUCCCCUUCUCAACGCCCCCAUUGUCCCGCUCCUGGAAGCAGAUCGCGAAGGGCUUGCAUACUGGGUAGCCACUUGCUACGAACUUUACCUCGACAUGCAGACGCUGCAGAGCACCAUGGAAGCCCAGCUCAGCAAGGUCAACCUCAGCAAGCCGUCUCUGAUGAACCGCCUGCAGAGGUCCUGGGUUGCGGACAAGGUCGCCUCGCUCUCCAAGGACUCGACCGUCAACGCGGUGCGCUUUCUGUCCUCGUUUAUGCAGGCAAUCAAGGCCUUUCUGUUCGAGCACCUAGACGACCCCGGCGCCUGGAAGGAGCGCCGCUUAGCACUGAGGCGGUUGAUGGUCUUCUGGAGACGCACACUCGAGUCUCUGACCGCAGCCUCGUUUGAGGAGGCGCGGUUCCAGGCUCACCUCACCCAGGGGUCCGACUUCCUGCAGCGCACCAUGUUGGCUUCGCCGGAGCAGCGGGAUCAAAAGAUGCUCUCGACGCUCGCUGGGUUCCUCGAGCGCGAUUUUGUGCUCGGCUUCAAGCUACUCACGGGCCUCAGCAUGGAGAUCCUCUGGAACCGGCUGCGUCCUGACCCCAUCCCGGAUUUGCAGACCCUGGGGCAGGUCAUGCAGAUGGAGCGCCUGGCCGACCGCUUUGACUCGCUGCGCUGGAGAGUGGAUGCCACCAUCUCGACGCUGCGGAACGUGCAAGAGUCCAUGGCACGAGCGUACUCGUUCGUCAGGACAGGCAAGGGAGAUGGCGCUUCCCUGGUCAAAGAUUUGGAGGCUGAAAUAUCUGUUCUCGAGGCCGGAAUCGGGCAGCAUUCGGGAGAGCACCAGCCUUUCUUCGCGUCCAGCUUUGAGGGCCUCAGGCAGGCCCUUGUCCUCCAUCAAAUCUCACAGGACAUCGGGGUGCUGCCGGGCUCGUCGGACAUCGACGUGCUCUCGAGCAUGCCGACUGUCGGCCUGAUGCGCCUUCAAAGCACGGGACGGACCGCUCUAGAGUCAGUCGACUGCAUCUUAGCCCAAGACACCGACGUCCGGCCCUGGGGCGGCGCACUGUCCAAGUCGCUGCUGCUUAGAUACGACGCGGCAGCAUCGGCCAGUCUGCGUGAGCUCCGCUCUCUCGAAGUCGAGAUACCCAUCAUGGGCAAGGCUCUCGCCGGAGCAUCCGAGGCGCUGGCGGCAGACCCUCUCAAGAAAGCAGAGCACCUGCUGCUGAAGCUCAUGGGCGAGGUCAUCUACGCCCACGACGACUCAUGCAGCGGCGAGGUCGCAUCGCUCUACCAGGACCUCUUGGACAGGGGCGACUUUUCCACCUUCUAUAUCGCGGGACCUGAGCUGUGGCUCGAACACGCGGAUCUCCUCCAGGGUCUAGGAGAUGGCUGGCCCCAACAUCUCGUCGAGAUCUUCAAGGGACAUUUCUUCAGGGCCCUGAUGGCGCUGGCCGGCGCAGCCAAGGGCCUGCAGCCGAGAGCGGCAUACACGUCAGUUGCGUGGGUUCAGUUCUCCCUGGCCUGUGUCAAGCUCUUCGUGCCCGACAAGGUCUUCGAUCCCCACAACCGGGCCCAGGUCGAGGCAGACGAACACAGCGAGAUGCACCAGCACCUGCAGCAGCAGCUAGCAGCCCUCGAGGCGUUCCAGCUAGCUUUUACGGGACAGCAGACCAGUAUCCGGACCACGCUCCUCACUGAGGAAGCGCUAGCGCUGGGCGAGCCGCCACAUGUGCAGUCUAUCUACCGACCCGGCGGCGCCGAGCUCCGCAGCCUACAGGGCGAGUUCAACAAUGUGCUCAACAUGCUGCUCCGGAACGACGUGUCGGCGUUGCACUUGCGGUCCAUGUCGGCAUCGUCGGAAGAAGCCGCCCAGGAGCUAGCUCUCAUCGAGCAGAACGUAGUUCUCCUGAUUAGCCGCUUAGUGUGCCGCUACGAUGCCUACCGAGACCUGACGAUGCCCUUGGUUAGCUUCCUUCGCUGCCUCCAGAUGGGCUUGUCGCUGGGCCGCGCAGCCAUGCCGGCCGCUGCACCCGCGUCACCCGAAGAGGGCAACUCCCAGGCCCUGCUCACCAUCACCCCCUUCCUCAGCGGCACCGUGUGGAACGCCAAGGCCAGCAGCCUGCCGCUUCGCUCGUUCGAGUUUCUCGCCUUUGUGCAGGUCGUCACGGCGGUGGAGGGGCUCGACAACCUCCCCGCCUUCCUCCGGCAGUCGCUCCACGAGUCGCUGGCCUCGUACCACGAGGAGUGGAGCAAGAAGCUCGAGGCCGACCGCAAGAUCGAGGAGGCCCGGAGGAGCCUGUUCAAGUUCAAGGGCAGCCUGGAGGACGAAGAGGAGUUUGACCAGGAGGAGUUCAACCAGCUGUUCCCCAACUACGCCACCGAGGACAGCACGCCCAAGCAGAGACGGCAGCAGCGCGGGGGCCGCGACCUGGCCAUCAUGCUAGCCGAGGCCCACGAGAAGAUCUUCCUGCCGUCCCGAGACGCCCAGCAGAGCAUCCAGGCCCUCUGCGCGCAGGUGGCCCGCAAGGUGGCCCACGAGAAGCGCCACGAGGUGGUGGGCGAGCCCGAGCUCGACAGGCUGCUGCUGCCGGCCGCCAUCAUGACGUUUGACGAGCAGUCGCGGGCCUUUGAAGCCAACGUCGGGUCGGACAACUACAACUUCUACACCGAUGCCAACCUCGUCGAGGUUCGCAAGAUACUAACCCUUGCGAGCGCCAUCAAGAAGCGCUUCCAAGAGCUACAGGCCGUCGACGAGAUCGGCCACCAUCAGACGCUGGCCGACAUCACCACGGCCUGCGACCACGUGCUAGACAUGGCCAUUGACGAUCCGCUGGCCAUGGUCAUGGUUAGCGUCGAGCGCCUGCACUCGUUCGUCUACGAGUGGCACGAGGGCGGCUGGGCCACCCGCGCGAACAAGGCAACCGUGCUGUACGAGAGGCUCCGCGACACCAUCUGCGACUGGCGCCGCCUCGAACUGUCGAGCUGGUCGUGCCUCUUCGACAUGGAGGCCCGCAAGAACCACGACGAGGCCAAGUCGUGGUGGUUCAUUGCCUACGGCGCCGUCAUCCUCGAGCCGUUCGCCAGGCUGCAGGCGGGCGAAGACCUCAACGACCACGCCGUCAAGCUCCUGGCCAUCCUCGAGUCGUACUUUACGGGCGCCAAUGUCGGCCAGUUUUCCUCGCGCCUCGGUCUGCUGAGGCAGCUCAAGAGCCAGCUCGAGCUGCUUGUGCUAGACGAGCACGCCCUGGCCACGGUCCGCGACGCCGUGCAGAACUUUAUUGUCUUCUACAGCCGUUUCGAGGCCAAGGUGGCCAACACGAUCCGCGCCGGCAGAGCGCCGCUCGACAGGAAAAUGAAGGACGUGCUACUCCUCUCCAAGUGGCGCGACAAGAACAUCGAGUCACUCCGCGACAGCGCCAAAAGAUCCCACCAGAAGCUCUUCAGGCUCGUCCGCAAGUUCCGCCUCGUGCUCCAGCAGCCUGUCAAGACCCUGACCGACCAGGGCCUCCCCGACGAGGACCACCCCAGAGUCGGCGAGUCGCUGGCCGUGCCCGUGGUUUCUACCUCGCCGGCCGACAGCAACGCCGUCCUUGUCUGCCAUCAACUGGUCCCCGCCAUACAGGAACACGCUCAGUGGGCGAGGAUGACCAACCUCGGCGCCGUUCUCAAAGCCAUGUCCAAGCACGGCUCGUUGCCUGCCUCGGUCAUUGACGCGUCCGACACCCUGGACGAGUACAUCACGGAGCUGGUCUCGAACAUGGCAGCUCUCAGGAAGGAAACGCCCGGCCUGCUGACGGGCGAGAACAAGGGCUUGGUCCAGCAUCUCAAGACACGCAAGACGACGCUGUACAGCGAUACCCUCAAGACGCUCCGCGCCAUGGGCUUCAGCCGAAACCUCGGCACCACCCUCCUUGCGCGCCAGAGCUCGACCCAGCUGGUCCUCGUCGGCUCGGGGCUCGUCCCUUAUCUGAGCGGCUCCGCGCUGGACGCCCUCGAGUACUUUUACCACAAGACGCUAGACCUAGCCCCGCGAGUCCGGCACGCGACUCUGGACCACUCCGACGACCUCAAUCGCGAGCUCAUGAGCCGCAGCAUCGGCUUCUUAGAAGGCAUCCUGCACGUCAUGUUCCGCCAGCGCAAGUACCUCUCGCGCGCCGCCACGGCCGAGCGAGCUCUCGACCGAGCCAUCGCCGCCGUCGCCGAGCUCUCCAAGAGCGACGGCCGAGUCAUUGGCCCGCAGAAGCGUCUGACAAACCACCCCCAGCUUCUGCGCUGGCUGGUCCAGGUCCUCAAGUUUGGCGCACACCUGGUCGAACUCCAUGCUAAGCUCGGAGGCGGCAACAAUCAACAUGUGCUUGGGUUGUUCCAGGGCUGGGUCCAGACAUUCACGGCACUCGAUGCUGCUCAGGACAAUCUUCCCCGUCUCCCGGUGGGCUUCAGCUCGACGGCCCAUGAUCAGCUCCAGGCCGACGUGGAGAGAGAGCUGGAGGCCUUCCGCCUGGGCUUGGAACAAGUCCUGCGAGAGAGACCCGACCUGGCCUUUGUCAUGAGCCAAGUCCAGCUGUGGACUGGCUCGCAGACCUCGGAUGUUGCGAUCGAGCUCGAGGGAGACGGCAUCGACAACUUUGCGGCGUCGGCCCUGACGCUGUCGAGCAAGAUCCUGGUGGCGGUGCAGAACUUCCAGAGGGCCUCCCAGGCCAUGCCCCAGGCGCCAGACGACGCUUCGUGGUUCGUCAAGUACAGCGAAGGGCUGGAAAGAUCCAUCGACGCCUUCCAGAUGGUCAAGAUCGCGGCCGAGGUCGACGCGCUCGUCGCGCUGCUCGGAGCCAUGGACAGUGGCCACGCGGCAGUCGGACAGGCGGCAACGGCACUGCUACGACUCAUGCUCCCGGUUUUCGAGCAGUAUGCCGCGGCGUGCCGGCAAAACCUCGCCCGCUACGGUGACCUGCACCGCACAACCUCUAGGCUAGGCUAUACUCUCAGCAGCUCGUUUGUACAGAUCGCGGCGCAGGGGUUCUGCACGCCGCAAGAGAAGAGCGACGACAAGACCAAGGAGUCGGGCGACGUCGAGAACGGCACCGGCCUCGGAGACGGCGAGGGCGCCGAGGACAUCAGCAAGGACAUCAAGCCUGACGAGGACCUUGAGGACCUGGCACAGGACCCCAACAACAAGACGCAGGGCGACAUCGAGGACAACGAGGACGCCGUCGACAUGGGCGAGGGCGAGCUCGAGGGCGACCUUGGCAGUGUUGCUGGGGAGGACGAGGACAAGGAGAAGGAAGACGGAGAUGACUCGGGUGAUGAGAAUGGAGACGACGAGAACGAGGAGGCGGGCGACGUCGACGACCUAGAUCCCACGGCUAUCGACGAGAAGAUGUGGGAUGGCAGCGACGAGGACGACACCGAGAAGGACCAGCAAGGCGACAAGUCUGCCGGCAAGGAAGAAGACGACAAGACGGCUGCUGGCGCCGACGACCAAAAGGAUAAGAAGGGCGAGGAGGAGAAGAUGGACAGGGAAGACAACGCCGAGCAGCAGCAGGGCGACGACGACGAAGACGCCGACGGAGACCCCGGCCAAGAGCAGGAGCAGGAGGCCCUCGCCCAAGAAGAGCUCAACCGCCAGGACCAGAACGUGCAGGAGAACGACACGUUAGCUCUGCCUGACGACAUGAAUAUCGAUCUUGAGGAUGAGUCGGCCAGCGGAGAUGACGACAAUCUCGAUGAUCUGCCUGAGAUUGAUGGCGCCGAAGAUGAGCCCGAGGUGGAGGACGAUGGCUCUGGGAAGGGAGACGAGGAUGAGCGGCCUGGAGAGGAGCAGCAGGAUCAGUGCGGCUCGGAGGAUGAGAUUGAUGAUGCGGAGGAGGAGGACGUUAACGCCGUUGGUGGUAAUGAGGAGGUGGAUGAUGUGGAGAUGCAGGACGAGGAGGCAGGCGAGCAGGAGGACGAGGACAAGGACGCGGACAAGAGCAAGCAGCAAAUGGCCGAUGACGGAAACGCAGCCCCUACCGACGUGCAGACGGGCGGCGGCCAGACCGAAGAGGACGCCGACAACCUGCAAGAAGAGCAACCGGACAACAAGGCGGCCCAGAGAGACCAGGGCGCGCUCGGCAAGCAGCCGUCAGACCAAAAGACGGCCGCCGGAGAACAGGGCGCCCUCUCGAGGUCUGACCAGGAACAGAGGCCCUCGGACCAGGCAGAGGAGCCGCAGGACUCGAAGGACUCGCAACCGUUCAAAAAGCUCGGGGACGCGCUGGAGCGGUGGUAUAACAAGCAGCAAGACAUUCGCAGCGCCCAGGACGACCAGGAGGACUCGGGCAAGCCCGACACGGACAUGGCCCGCGCCGAGUUCCAGCACCUACACGACGAGAACGCCGAGGCUGACGCCCAGGCGCUCGGCACCGCCACGGACGAGGAGUUGCGUCCGAUGGACAACGCCAUGGCCAUCGACACGGAGAUGGACGAGGGCCGCAACCAGAUUCUGCCGGACGAGGAAGACAAGGCAGACAAGGCAGACGAAGCCCCGCAAGACGUCGAGAUGGGCGACGCCGACGAAGCGCCUGAGGCGCCUAAGACGGACUGCGAGGACGGCCGCUCAGGCGUGUCUACGCGCAAGGGCGCGUUUGACGCGGACGACAAGCUGCCCCGCACCAACGCGCCGUCAGGCAAGCUCGACGACGAGAAGGUGCAGGAGACGUCAACGCAGCUGUCAGCGACGCACAUCAGCGACGAGGCGGGGCUGCGCGGCUUCUCCGAGGCCAUGGACAUGUGGACGGCCUUCCAGACCAAGACGCAGGGGCUCUCGCAGUCGCUGUCGUCGCAGCUGCGGCUGAUCCUGACGCCGACACAGUCGACCAGGCUGUCGGGGUCGUUCCGGACGGGCAAGCGGCUCAACAUCAAGAAGAUCAUCCCCUACAUCGCAUCGAGCUACAAGCGCGACAAGAUCUGGAUGCGCCGCAGCAUCCCCAGCAAGCGCGCCUACCAGAUCCUGCUGUGCGUCGACGACAGCAGCAGCAUGGGCGACAACAGCUCGGGCCGCCUAGCCCUCGAGUCGCUCGUCAUGGUCACGCGCGCCCUGACCACGCUCGAGGUCGGCCAGGUCGGCGUGCUCGGGUUCGGGACUGACGUCUUCGUGGCCCACGAGCUGACGGAGCCGCUGGCCUCGCACGACGCCGGCGCCCGCAUCCUGCAGCGCUUCACUUUCGAUCAGCAGGGCACCGACAUGUGCCGCCUGCUACGCACCACCAUCGACCACUUCGCCGCCGCCCGCCUAACGCAGGCCGGCGCCGCCACCGGCGCCGAGGACCUCUGGCAGCUCGCCCUGAUCCUAUCCGAUGGGCUCGUCCAAUCCAAGGACCACGCCCGUCUGCGCCCCCUCCUGCGCGACGCCAUGGAGCAGCGCGUCAUGGUCGUGUUUAUCGUCAUGGACGACGCCGCUUCGUCUUCUUCUGCGGGUGUUGGUGUCCGUGGCACGAGCGUCCUCGAGCUCAAGGAGGCCCGCUUCGGCCCAGACGGCAUCCCCGUCAUCCACAGAUACCUCGACUCGUUCCCCUUCCCGUAUUACCUCAUUGUUCACCACCUCGACGACCUACCCAGCGCCCUCGCUGCGCUGCUGCGCACGUGGUUUGCCGAGGUCAAUUCGUAGGCUUUGUAGUCUGUGUGUGUUAGGGGG